Molecule: messenger RNA, 1181 nt
Organism: Hibiscus syriacus
Lineage: Eukaryota; Viridiplantae; Streptophyta; Magnoliopsida; Malvales; Malvaceae
Exons: 6
Coding region: 25-1047 (340 amino acids)
Source: RefSeq, a predicted model, not a curated record
UCUCCCCAGAUUCAUCCUGUGAGAAUGGAAGGGGAAAAAGUAAGCAUAGAUAUUCCCAGGGAUGGAAAAUCCAAGGUUCUUGAUCCAGUAUUUUCCGUCUUUCUUGUUCAACUUCCACGCAAACUUCAAAACUGUCUUAAGUCACAACUGAAGAGAUUAACCAAAGAUGGUGACAAAAUAAAACAUUUGAACUAUUUUCUUGAAAAGAAGAACCGUUUAUCUACUGGAUUGCGGAUCGAUCGGGAGAAACAAUUGGAAGCUUGGAGAGGAAAUCCUUCAUGGGUCAAUCCACCUCCAGAAAUAGAGGUCAGUGUUGGGAAAGGCUCUCUUUGCCACCUUAAAGCAACAGCCGAUAUUGGGUUGCCCCCAGAUGAGGUGUAUAACAUUGUUACUGAUCCUGAUAACAGGAGGGUUUUCAAAAACGUUAAGGAAGUGAUAUCAAGAAAGGUUUUAAUCGAUGAAGGUCAAAGACAGGUGGUCGAAGUGGAACAAUCAGCUAUCUGGAGAUUCCUUUGGUGGUCAGGAACCAUCUCGGUUCAUGUUCUAGUGGAUCAAAACAGAGAAGAUCACACGAUGAGGUUCAAACAAAUGAGCAACGGAUUCAUGCAAAAGUUUGAAGGUUACUGGCGAGUCGAACCGCUUUUCGUCGACAAGAAAAUAUGUUUUCCUUUCAAGCCAAAAACGUUGUCAGAGUAUUGUUCAUGUACUGGAGGCAAAGGAAGGAUUGGAACAAAGGCGAGCUUAGACCAAUUGAUUCAACCAGCCAUCGCUCCUCCCCCACCCAUUUCUUGGUAUCUAAGCGGAAUACCUGCAAAAACCACUGAGAUGCUGAUAAAUGAUCUACUUGCCGAAGCCGACAGAAUCAAGGGCAGCCAUAACUUGGAAAUUUUGAACAAGAAGCUUCGGUUAUCAAAGAAGAUAAACGAACAUCGUUACCAACUUGAGCAAGUCUGUGACAUUAAAGAAAGAUGGAAGUCACAUCGGAGGAAUCGGAAGUUGUUGCAGCGUCGUAAGAAGCUGUUCACAGAUGAAUCCUCAAGUUUUUAAUUUGUUCGAAUUCAUCUGUAUUUUGUUGAAUCAAUAUCAUACGAAAUUUGUUCACUAACGUUGUAAUGAUGUCUCCAUUUGGACGUUUGUAACUCUUUCAGAUUUUAAGCAGGCUUCCAAUCUUUUUCUUCCUA